ACGCUUGGAAAUUAUUAUUAAUUAUAUCACUUUUUGACGUGCUGUAGUAAAUUUGGAAUAAUUUCAAUAAAAGGCAAUACAAAUUUUACAAUUUUUCAUCACAAUUUACUUGUAUUACACAGCUCGCAAAUUUAAAAUGUAUUUCGUGUGUUUUGUACCGUUUCAUGUUAGGGGUUGAUUGAAGAUGCUUCGUGCAAAUAAAUAGUCGACCGUGUUUUGAUAUAACCUAGCUAUAUACUUUAUUUUAUUUUUAUAAAACUCUUAUAAAUCAAGACAGAAAAUACAGCGUAAGUCACGGCACAUAGCCUUCAACAAAUUAGUUUAGCUGAUCAGAUGUGCACACGUACCUAAAUUUCUCUCGAUAUAGUUUGAUAUAUCAACAAACAGUCGUACGCAUAAAUUUAUCGAUAUAUUACAGUUGCACUUCGAUUAAGGCCGAUUGGAGCUCUUACUAUGCAUUUAAAACGAAAUCAAUCUGAAAUAAUAAUUUCAUAAUAAUUUUUAUAAUAAUAAUUUUUUAACAUAAAUCAUUAAAAAAAUACAAUUCUAUUAUUUUUACUAUUAUUGGAAGAAUUCUACUAAAUUAUAACUAAAUGGGAUGAAAUGUUGAAAUUUAGUUAACAUUUGCUUAUAUUUUUUCCGUGUAUUUGUCAUUUUAUUUUCAACGCUUGUUAGUUCGCCCGCACUGGCGAAAAUUUUUGUUGAGGCAGCAAGUAUUGAUGUUCGCUACAAUGGCCGCGGUGCGCAGUGAGCAUUGGCGAAUGCUGCUUGUGAAAAUGAGAUGCAUAUAGUUUUUUGCAGUCUUCGCUGUAAAUUGUGCUGUGGUGAAGGAAGAUUUGUAGUGUACGCGUUUAUUUUGGUUGCUGGUUGCUGGUCGCUGGUAUUAAAGUGUAGUAGCGUUUUGUGUAUUGGUGUGUAAUUUUCUAGCUCUGUAAGGAGUAUUGACUACAAAAUGAAAAAUAAAAGUAAAUCUGGUUCCAAAACUGAGUUCUUAGAAGUAAAUUGUGUGAAAUUAAUUCAGUUAGUACGUAGCAAUGAAGUUCUUUAUAAAAGUGACAAUAGCUUGUACAACGAUAAAAUUUAUAGAGAAAAAGUAUGGGAACGUAUCUAUGCUACUUUGUUUCCAAAAUAUUCUUCAAUGGACGAAAAAACGAAGGAAAUUGUUGGAUCAAGCGUACGAAGACGUUGGAAGACGUUGCGAGAUUCAAUAGCACGCGAAGUUAAAAAGAACGCAACGGUUGAAAAUUAUAUACGUAAAAAGGAGAGUCCAAUUAUUGCUGAAUUAGAGUUCCUUAUACCACACAUUAAGAGUUCACAUUGUGCCAGACUUGCUGAAGAGCUUGGUUUACGAGAUACUGCUAAUUAUUCGUAUGAAACCGAAGAUCCCGAAGAUGAAGAGUCAAGUAGACUAAUUGACCUAACUGAGGAUUAUGACAUUAAACCAGAUAUUAAAAUGGAUGCAUCGUAUGAAGCAUUUGGUAAUAGUGUAGAUGAAUCCACUGAUAUAUAUCUCGCAGAUGCACUUAUACCUGCAGUUCAAAUGAAUGUAUCAGAUGCUAUUUUUAAGGAAUCAACAAAUAAAGACUUAGACCAAUCACAAAAUACAGUCAGUUCAAAUAUAAAUACGACGAUUUCUUCACCAGUAAUAUGUAGUAAUCCUACUUCAAGCCAAAGUGUCUUAAACAGUUGGAACACCGAAUACUGCGCUGUAGCGCAGUAUAAAGAAGGUGAAUUUAUGAAUUCCACGGUACUUUGUCCUAGCCCCAUAAAUGAAGAAAAACACGUUGACGAUAAUAAAACUUCAGUACAACAGAAGAAACGUCCUCGGUUGGAACAUGAAGAAUCAACGGAACUACAAGCAAAGAUUUUACAGUUGCUUACCAAUUUAGAGCGCAGAGAAAUGAACGAACAGCGAGCAGAAAAAGACAAUCAAGAUGAAGAUCGGAUGUUUUUACUCUCUUUGGUUUCAGACAUAAAACGAGUGCCUCCCUCAAAAAAAAUGUUGAUUAAAGCUGAAAUUGUUACAGCUAUUGCACGUGCCAUUCCAUAGAAAUGUAUUUUUAAUUUCUUAAGAUAACUAUUAGAAACCCAGCACCAAAUAUAUAUAUUUUAUAACCAA
Teleopsis dalmanni is the source of this 2119-nucleotide messenger RNA. RefSeq lists its product as uncharacterized. Lineage: Eukaryota; Metazoa; Arthropoda; Insecta; Diptera; Diopsidae. Gene Ontology annotation, cellular component: nucleus; transcription regulator complex. The record is from RefSeq and is a predicted model, not a curated record. Gene Ontology annotation, biological process: regulation of transcription by RNA polymerase II. Gene Ontology annotation, molecular function: DNA binding.